Molecule: messenger RNA, 1366 nt
Organism: Drosophila albomicans
Lineage: Eukaryota; Metazoa; Arthropoda; Insecta; Diptera; Drosophilidae
Product: cobalamin trafficking protein CblD
Exons: 4
Coding region: 251-1111 (286 amino acids)
Biological process (GO): cobalamin metabolic process
Cellular component (GO): mitochondrion
Source: RefSeq, a predicted model, not a curated record
ACAACAACAAAUACACGACAAUAAAGACUGAAGGCUAGAGCGAGAGCAAAAACAAAAACAAAUUAUUUAAUUUUCGACACUUAACCAAAAGGAAUUUCAAAUCAAGCAAACAAAAUUGAACGUAAAAUUAUAGUAAUAUACAGAUUUUCGCUCUUCUCUUCUUCUGCUCACAAUUCGACUGAUUUGGAUGCCAGCACCAAAAACAAACAACCAACAAUAACAAUAACAAAGAGAAGCCUUGUGUGAUAUAAUGUCGCGUACACUGAGUCGUUUAUUUGGACGCUGUUUAAUAAGCAAUGCACAUGCGAAGCCCCUGCAGGAUAACACGAUGCGCACCGUGCUCAGCGUUAAGCCAAUACAAAUCGCCUGCUCCUCCAUCGUCUUCUACUCAAAGCGCAACGGUCCGCCGUCCGACGCGGGCGAGUCAUUUAAAACUGUGACCAAGUCGCGCAGAGUCGAUAAUGAUGACACGAACAUCUUGGAGGGCGAACCUAAUUGGGAGCUGACAUCGAAGCGUCACAAUCGCUUUUAUUUACCAAAUGCCAUUGGACCCGCCUGGCAGGGCGACACAUCGACCGUCGGUUUGAUGGAGCCACUAGCCCAACUAGUCAAUUUUUUCAAGGACGACAAUGUGGAUCGAUCACGCCUAGAGUUUUCGUGCUGUCAGUGUCCAACAUUGAUACGCGACUCAAUCUUUGAGCUGUUUCCAGUGCGUGCAAUUGGACAGCGCGAUUAUGCCAUCACACUGCUCACACUCAGCUACGAGGGCGACAUUGAACAAGGCGCAGCCAAGUUUGUGCUGGCCGCUAGAGAAAUAAGUGAUCGCUUAAUGUCAUUGGGCUACUGGUCGGACUUUUUGAAUCCGUUCAGCGGACGACCAUAUUUUCUGCCACGAGAUGCCUCCAUAUUGUACAAACAAGACUCACGCUUUCGUGGCGUCAAUAUGCGAUUAUCUAAUUAUAAUGACUGCGUCCUUAUUGCGCCCGAGGAGAAUGACAAGACAUGUUUCUCGGGCACCAUCUUUUGCACAGCGCCCAACAAUUAUCCCAUGCUGGUGGAGCUGCUAGCGCCCACAGAGUUUCAAAUGCGCGUGGCACCCGAUCCCGAAUGACACAACACUGCAACAAGCAAGGCGACUACAUAGUUUUUAGUAGUAUAAUUUCAAAUUCAACACACCUAGUGAGAAUUAUCAUCAAUCAACAGCAGCAUGAGCAGCAAGAGACGAUAAACUAAUUGAAAGACGAAGACGUUGACGUAGCCGUAGCCGUUUAGUGAUUGACAACUGUGUUAAUUGUCAAGUUAUUUGUUUUCUUUUGGACUGUGUACACACAACAUUAAAAUUGAGACAUUUUGCGUACGCAUAAUA